AUGAGCCUAAGAAAAGCAACUGGCCACAAAAGCAAGCCCGCGGCGCCUUUCCCUCACGACCCUGACGCCGAUACGGUUGCUUUGGCUCUAGAACCUCUGCCUCUUCUUGCACCCGCAGCCAGUUCCACAAACGACAGCCCUGCCGAUGCUGAGGCCGAUGUUGCGAAUCUUUCGACUCCCUCGUCAUCCGACCAAACCGCCUCUGACCCAUAUAACACCACACAUCACCCUCGAUCCCGCCCUUCCACUCUGCGAAGCCGUCCCUCUGCCCUCUCAUACACUUCGAGCGCCGACGAACAUGGUGACGAUACGACCGGCCCUAUCCUAACAUCUCCUGUCCCGCAACUAGACGACGGCGCCAUGCCCUCGAAACCAUCCCUCUUGCGCUCCGCGCGCAACGACGCCCCCUCUUACGGUGCCGUCUCUCAAGAGCCGAGCCGCAAUGUCUCGCCCACUGGCAUUGACUCGAGGACGGGGAACGCACACCCGCUCCGAUACGUCUCCGACACCUCCAAGUCGACCUCGUCAAGGUUUUCGGCCAGCUCGAAACGGGAGAGCUCGCGCCUCUCCGAGGAGCUCGAUGCCGCCGCUCUGGCCACCGGCUUGGAGGGGCGAUUCGGAGUGACACAGGCUCCCGUGACAACCAACAUGCUCGAGGACGCCAAGUCUGAUGCCGCCGAAGACGAGAUACAAUACGACGACUACACGGGGAGCGAGCCCGACGAGGACCCUGUCGACAACUCGCCUCAUGAAGUCGUCCGCGCAUCGGUACCACCGACUGACAACGUCACCCUGUCUAUCAACACCCCGAGGAUGUGGAUAUUGUCCUUUUUGUUCUCGGUACUCGGUUCUUCCACCAAUUUGUUCUUUUCUUUACGAUACCCCAGCGUUGCUAUUACACCAGUCAUCGCCUUGCUGCUAGUCCACCCGCUUGGCCUUAUGUGGGACUACGCCCUCAAAUAUCCGAGCGACCCCCCGGAAGAGUUCGUAGAUGGCGUUCUUGUCCCCGAAGGCGCCAAUGACCGUUUGCCCCCGAGGCGGUCAUUGAAUCGUCUGCGCAGAUGGCUGGCACAAGGACGGUGGAACGAGAAGGAGCAUACCUGCGUCUACGUGAGCAGCAAUGUGUCGUUCGGCUUUGCUUUCGCGACGGAUGUCAUUGUCGAGCAAUCCAAGUUCUACAACCAGGAGGCCACCAUUCCCUACCAAAUCUUGCUUACCCUGUCGACGCAGAUCCUGGGCUACGCUUUCGCGGGCUUGACUCGUCGGUUCCUGGUACGACCCAGCGGCAUGAUAUGGCCCGGUACUCUGAUGUCGGCCGCCAUGUUCGGUACGCUUCACAAGGAGGAGAACAGGAUCGCCGACGGUUGGAGGAUUUCGAGGUGGAAGUUCUUCUACCUGGUCUGGUUUGGCGGGUUCGCCUUCUACUUCCUUCCCGGCCUUCUGAUGCCCUGUCUCAGCUACUUCAACGUCAUCACCUGGUUUGCGCCCAAGAGCGUUGUCGUCGCCAACCUCUUUGGCGUUGUCUCUGGGCUCGGACUGUUCCCGUUGACGUUCGACUGGGCGCAGAUCACGUACAUCGGCUCGCCCCUACUGGUGCCCUUCUGGGCGGCCAUGAACGUCAUUGGCGGUCUCGUCAUUGUCAUGUGGCUCAUUGCACCCAUCGCCUACUACGCCAACGUUUUCUACUCGUCAUACAUGCCCAUUUUGUCGUCCGCCGUCUUUGACAACAAGGGCGAGGUCUACGACGUGAGCAAGAUCUUGACCCCAGAGUUCCUAUUCGACCGAGAGGCGUACAGCAAGUACAGCCGGGUGUUCCUGCCCAUCACUUACGUACUGAGUUACGGCGUGCAAUUUGCCGCCUUGGCAGCUCUUUUGACGCACACGGCUUGCUGGCAUGGGAAGGAUAUCUUGCAGACGUGGAAGACGGCCGUCGCGGAAGCUCGCAAUGAGGGCCAGGCAGUCUACCAGCCAGUAUCCGGCAGCUCCGAACACAUCUCGCCCCAGCGGUCGCUCAGUGGGAGCAGAGGCAUUUCAAGGUCUUCAUCCAACCUUGAAGGUAUGAUGUUCCGGGAGGACGUGCACUGUCGACUCAUGAAGCGGUACAAGGACGCGCCGCUGUCGUGGUACUUGACGACGUUUGUGACAAUGCUUGCUGUGGGCAUCUUCGUCGUUGAAUACUACCCGAUUCAUCUUCCGUGGUACGGGUUGCUCAUGUCGCUGGGUAUCUGUGCCAUCUUCUUCAUCCCGAACGGCAUCAUCAUGGCGGUCACGAACCAGCACAGCAGCAUUUACUUGAUCUGCCAGCUCAUCUGCGGCGCCGUGUUCCCCGGACGGCCGAUUGCAAACAUGGUGUUUGUGACAUACGGCUAUAUUUCGUCGGCGCAGGGUAUCAAGUUCGCCUCGGAUCUCAAGCUCGGGCACUACAUGAAGAUCCCUCCGCGGAUCAUGUUCUCGGUGCAGAUGGUGGCCACCAUCGUGUCGUCUCUCACGCAGAUCGGGGUACUCAACUGGAUGUUUGCCAACGUCAAGGGCAUCUGCACAUCAGAAGCCGUCAACGGCUUCACAUGCCCGAUCGCGCGGGUACACUUCAACGGUUCGAUUCUGUGGGGUGUGGUUGGACCAGGCGAGUUCUUCGGGCCGAAGGCGACGUAUCGCGGACUCGUGUGGUGCUUUCUCAUCGGCGCCAUCACGCCGAUUCCCCUGUGGCUCUACGCGCGCAAGAAGAGGCACAGCAUCGUCAGGAAGAUCAACCUCCCGGUCGUUUUCGGAUCCAUGGCGUGGAUCCCGCCGGCGACGGGACUCAACUUUUCAGUGUGGGCGGUGGUUUGCUACGUGUUCAACUACCUGGUCAAGAGGAGGAAGAGCGCGUGGUGGGCAAAGUAUACGAUGACGAUGAGCGCAGCAUUAGACUCGAGCCUGGCUUUUGGCAUUGUUGUUGUCUUUUUCGGGUUCGUCUACCCCGGGCACAUGAAGGGCUUCAAGUGGUGGGGAACGGAAGUGUACAAGCAGGGCUGCGACUGGCAGGCGUGUUCAUACAACACGGUGCCUGAAGGAGGGCAUUUUGGGCCCGACUCUUGGUGA
Molecule: messenger RNA, 3081 nt
Organism: Colletotrichum higginsianum IMI 349063
Lineage: Eukaryota; Fungi; Ascomycota; Sordariomycetes; Glomerellales; Glomerellaceae
Product: OPT oligopeptide transporter
Exons: 2
Coding region: 1-3081 (1026 amino acids)
Biological process (GO): transmembrane transport
Molecular function (GO): oligopeptide transmembrane transporter activity
Source: RefSeq, a predicted model, not a curated record